Scophthalmus maximus (turbot) is the source of this 1987-nucleotide messenger RNA. RefSeq names its product sphingomyelin synthase 2a (gene sgms2a). Gene Ontology annotation, cellular component: Golgi membrane; endoplasmic reticulum membrane. Gene Ontology annotation, biological process: sphingomyelin biosynthetic process; ceramide biosynthetic process. The record is from RefSeq and is a predicted model, not a curated record. NCBI's taxonomy places the organism in Eukaryota, Metazoa, Chordata, Actinopteri, Pleuronectiformes, Scophthalmidae. Gene Ontology annotation, molecular function: sphingomyelin synthase activity; ceramide cholinephosphotransferase activity. The transcript is spliced from 6 exons. Bases 272 to 1357 code for a protein of 361 amino acids.
ACAGAAUGAAAGGGGCUGUGGUGGGAUGUGCAGGAGGAUGGAUACAGGCAGCAGGAUGGAUGAAUCUGUGGGGCUUCGGGGAGGAGCGCCUCCUCUACAGCCAGCGGCGGCGUCGUGUGCAUCAGUCCAGCCUGAGCAGAGCAGCGAGCGAGCAAGGCGCAGCAUCAGGGAGCCAAGGAGCUGCAAACCCACAGGAAGAGGCUACAUCAGGAGGCUCGAGCCAGGCAGCUAAGAAGCCUCAACCCAGAGCGGAAGUGCCCGUGGAUGGACAAUGCAGACACUCAUGGCAUCGCAGGAGCUUGUGGAUGCGAGAGACUCUGCCGCUGCCGAUCUCAACCCGGCGAUGGAGGGCGGCGCCGUGCCCAGCAGCGGUAAAACCUGUCCUGUCCACACUCCGGGCGGGGAGGACACCAAGCGGGGCUUUCGGAAAGGCAUAGGCCGGCAUAAUGACUACGUGAAGAUCUCUGUGCCAGAGUCCAAGGUCAAUCGUCUGCCCAUGGAGUGGUGGAAGACAAUAAUCGCCUUCUUUUACGCCGGCUUCAACUUGGUCCUCACCACAGUCGUCAUCACCAUUGUCCACGAGAGGGUCCCACCCAAAGAGAGCAGCCCGCCUCUUCCUGAUAAGUUUUUCGACUAUAUUGACAGGGUUAAGUGGGCCUUUACAGUGACAGAGAUCAAUGGCAUGUUGCUGCUGGCCAUCUGGAUGAUCCAGUUGUUCUUCUUCAGAUACAAGUCCAUUGCAAUCAGGCGGUUCUUCUUCCUCAUUGGCACCCUGUACUUGUACCGCUGUGUCACCAUGUACAUCACCACCUUGCCUGUACCUGGCAUGCAUAUGACUUGUGCACCUAAGCUCCACGGAGACUCCCAGGCAAAAAUCCAGCGGAUUCUGCGGCUGAUUUCCGGUGGAGGUCUUUCCAUUACAAACUCCCAUCUGCUGUGUGGAGACUUUCUGUACAGUGGACACACUGUGAUGCUCACGCUCACCUACCUAUUCAUCAAGGAGUACUCGCCGCGCUCGUUUUGGUGGUACCAUCUGAUGUGCUGGCUGCUGAGUGCCGUGGGUGUGGUGUGCAUCCUGGUGGCUCAUGAGCACUACAGUGUGGACGUGGUCGUGGCCUAUUUCAUCACUUCCCGCCUCUUCUGGUGGUACCACACCAUGGCAAAUUUACAGACUCUGAAGUGCGCGCCCAACAACUACCUCACCAACACCUGGUGGAACCCUCUGUUCAACUUCCUGGAGAGGAACAUCCAAACCUCGGUGCCGUGCUCGUACAGCUGGCCCAUCACCUGGCCUCCUGCCUGCCUUAAGAACCCCUGCAAGAAGUACUCCAUGGUACAGAGUACCCGAGAGGAGUGACACAACGUGACCCCGAUACCCCAACAUUGUUGCCUGAUAAUCCACCUACGGUGGGAUUAAAUCAUUCAGUCUUGUCUACUUGACAGGAGCAUAAUGGUACCAAAUGCAUAGUUAUGACGGGAAAAAUGUGCCUGGAAGGAUAAUCGUAUUUUCUCUGUGUUCCGCUGUAAUUUAUUUGUGAGAUGAGAAGAUCUUAUUGUUUUUGUAAAUGAUACUUGUAUCAGCUCCUGGUGAAUUUCAGACAUGAACAGUUUGUUGCGACUGACUUGUAGGUUUGUUUCAGUAUUUGCAAGACUUUUGAUUUUGGAUCUGCUCCCAUACCUCCUUCAUACUGUGUGUAUUGAUGGGAUUUACCUCAAUAUGAUAUCAAUCAGCACUCAAGUCACAUGGUGCCUUAGUGUGUUAAAUGUCAGUAGAUGUACCAAAACUGCCAUUAUGAGGUUUGGUGUGUUUGCUGUUUUUCUUUUUGCUGUUAUUAUCAUCAUUAUCAUUAUUAUUAUUAUUGUUAUUAUUAUUAUUGUUAUUAUUAUUAUUAUUAUUGUGUUAAUUUUAGUAGUCUAGGGUGUGUAGUCUCAACGUUGUACUACUGUAUUAAAAUGUUACCAUACUAAGGAUUCCCUUUUCUGAUAU